GAUUGGUGGAGGCUGGGUGACGUCAGAGCGGAGCUACCAGGACAUAAGAGACGGAGCAGAGAGGAGAAGCUUUAAGCUUCAACUCGGACCUGCAGCAGAGAUGGGCGUCUCCUCCUCCUCCCCCCCCGAGGGCGUCCAUGUUGUGAUUGUGGGCGGCGGCUUCGGCGGCACGGCGGCGGCGCUGCAGCUAAAGUCUCGGGGGCUAAAGUUCACGCUGAUCGAUGUGAGAGACGCUUUUCACCACAACGUGGCGGCGCUGAGAGCCGCCGUGACGCCAGGUUUUGCCCGGCAGACCUUCAUCCCGUACGCCGAGACCUUUGGGGACAGUUUUGUUCAGGGCCGAGUGGACCGGGUCGACACCGAGCGGCAGGUGGUGGUUCUGCAGGGAGGCAGGGAGGUCCAGUACAGCCACCUGGUUCUGUCCACCGGCACCGCCGGCCCGUUCCCCGGGAAGCUGGGCGGCGAGGAGUCGUACCGCGGCGCCGUGGCCGCCUACGAGAACCUGGUCCUGCAGGUCCAGGCCGCCGGCUCGGUUCUGGUGGUCGGGGGCGGGUCCACCGGGGCAGAGAUGGCAGCCGAGAUCAAGACCCGGUACCCCGACAAGAAGGUGGUUCUGGUCCACUCCAGAACGGAGCUGGCCGACCCGGAGCUGCAGCCCAGCGUGAGGCAGCAGGUGAAGGAGGUUCUGCUGGAGAAGGGGGUGGAGCUGGUUCUGGGGCAGAAGGUGACCAACCUGCCGGAGCUGCACCUCAACGUGACCCACAAGGACCAGCGGGUCAGAACCGACCAGGACCAGGUUCUGACGGUGGACCUUGUGAUCAGCUGUACGGGCCUGCGGGUCAACGCCGACGCCUACCGGGCCCACAUGGCCGGCAGCGUGGCGGAGGGCGGGGCCCUGAAGGUCGACGCCCACCUGCAGGUUGUGGGCGUGUCCAACGUCUUCGCCGUGGGCGACUGCAACGACGUAGCCGAGCCCAAGACGGCGUACGCCGCCGAGCUGCACGCCGCUGUAGCCGUAGCUAACAUCGCUAACGCCGCGGCGGGGAGGCCGCUGACAGAGUACCGGCCCGGCAACGCUACGCUGCUGCUAGCUCUGGGCCCCGACGACGGCGUGGGUCAGUUCAGCGGUUGGAGACUCCCACGGUUCCUGGUGGUUCUGGGGAAGAGCCGGGACCUGCUGCUGUGGAAGAGCUGGAGGGAGCUGGGCCAGACCCGGCCCUGAGGGGGACCGGGUCUGGACCGGGACCGGGACCCCCCCAGACCUGGUCCAGACCUGGUCCAACACAGAGUCCUCUAAACGAUGACAUCACAGAUUUAAGCCUUUUAUUUACGAUCAAUAAAAACAGUAAAACAUGAAAACGUGUCUCUUAUAGACGAGUUGAUCAGAACAUUCACUCACAUUCAAAAGCCAUAUUAAAAAAAUGAGUCACAUAUUGAAAUAUAACUUACUAAAUUUUAGAAAUAUCAGGAACUCAUUAACAGUUGAAGCCUCUAAAACUUAUUUCAAUGCCUUGAUUUUAUCUCAUCAUUAUUGUGUAUCGUGUUGGUCUCAGGCGAGUAAAUCUGUCAUAAAACCCAUCAGGUCACAAACAAGCCCUGAAAAUCUGAGACAGAAAAUCACGUCAGUAUCAUCACUGUGCUAUAAUUAACAAAUAUAAAAUGCUCAGCUUCGAUGAUUUAAUGUUGUACUCUACUGCCCUUAUUUUUUAACGUGUGCUUUUUAUUAUUUCACUUCUUUUCUUAUAAUUUUAUUUGUUAUUUUAAGCAUACUCUUAAAUUAAAUACUUUCUGAAAACCGUGAAUGAGGUUUAUCUGCUGGACUUGCCUUGCCUUACUCAGAUAACCGUUUAGUGUAUAAAAUAAUUCAUAAUACUGCUCCUCCCCUAUUGAAAAACUUUGAAAAACUCAGCUCUGAACUCACUGUCAGAGCCUGGAGGUUUGUCUUUAGUGGAGAAAGUAAAAUAUCCCGAAGCAGCUCUGCCGUUGCACAAUCUGCUUUCUCCUUUAAAGCAUCAAAUCAUGGAACAAUCUCUCAACCUGAAACUUUGCAGACUUCAAUGUUUUUUCUUUUGCAGUGGAUUUUAAGGAAUCAGACUUGUCAACAUUAAUUUUAUAUCUUAACUGUUUUACAAUUUUAA
This is a messenger RNA of Cololabis saira (Pacific saury), 2138 nucleotides long. RefSeq names its product apoptosis inducing factor mitochondria associated 2 (gene aifm2). The coding region runs from base 101 to 1222 and encodes 373 amino acids. Gene Ontology annotation, cellular component: mitochondrion; cytoplasm. The transcript has 8 exons. Gene Ontology annotation, biological process: positive regulation of apoptotic process; apoptotic mitochondrial changes. Gene Ontology annotation, molecular function: flavin adenine dinucleotide binding; electron-transferring-flavoprotein dehydrogenase activity. NCBI's taxonomy places the organism in Eukaryota, Metazoa, Chordata, Actinopteri, Beloniformes, Belonidae. The record is from RefSeq and is a predicted model, not a curated record.